Haliotis rufescens (red abalone) is the source of this 2248-nucleotide messenger RNA. Its product is annotated as tRNA (guanine(26)-N(2))-dimethyltransferase-like. Gene Ontology annotation, cellular component: nucleus. Bases 156 to 2042 code for a protein of 628 amino acids. Gene Ontology annotation, molecular function: metal ion binding; RNA binding. The record is from RefSeq and is a predicted model, not a curated record. The transcript is spliced from 5 exons. Lineage: Eukaryota; Metazoa; Mollusca; Gastropoda; Lepetellida; Haliotidae. Gene Ontology annotation, biological process: tRNA N2-guanine methylation.
AAUUGUUAGAUAUGGAAUCGAGUUCUAAUUCGUUCCUUUACAGUAACGGAUGUAGUUUAACACGCGAGUUGGUGGAUUUCGCCAUGUGGAACAGGUGUUGCAUUGCUCAUCAACAUGAUCAAUGAAAAAAUCUCUGAAAUGUAUGGUUGAGUUCGAUGACAGCUCUUUCAGUUUCAAGCAAGAGUUUCCAUAUAGUACACACUUGCUUAAGGUUUCGUCAUUUGAUUACUAGGGUUGGGUAUAUACGGCCGAGAACUGUUGUUGUGCCUAACAGAUGCAAGAUGUCUGCGACUAUAGAUGUGACGGUCAAUGAAGUGAAGGAGGGUAAAGCAGAAGUUCUAACACCGUCGUCAGUCUUCUACAACCCCGUACAGGAGUUCAACAGAGAUCUGACGAUUGCAGUCAUCUCGGAAUUCGUCCAUGACCAUUUUGAUACAGUGAGAGAGCGAGAAGCUAAAUCAUUGAGAAAGAAAUUAAAUUCAUCAGAACAAAAUAAUGCGACAACUGGAGAAGACGCGAAAGCCAAACAACAGAUAUGCGGUGAUGAACAAAAUUCCGAUGUUUCUAAAAUUGAUGAUUCCGAGUUAACAGCUGGUGUCUCCCACCCACAUGGAAUUAGAAUUUUGGAAGGUUUGGCAGCAUCUGGGCUUAGAUCAGUCCGGUUUGGCUUGGAGAUUCCAGGUGUGAAAGAGGUCAUUGCAAAUGAUUUUGAUAAAAAUGCUGUUGGUUUUAUUGACAAAAAUAUUACAAAGAACACAUUGACAGGCCUUGUUCGGUCAAACUGUGGAGAUGCUGCAAUGGUCAUGUACCAAAAUAAAGGGCUGAAAGAUAGAUUUGAUGUUAUUGACCUUGACCCUUAUGGCAGUCCAUCUGUAUUUCUCGACUCGGCUGUCCAGGCCGUGAGAGAUGGAGGCCUUCUCUGUGUCACUUGUACAGACAUGGCUGUCAUGUGUGGAAACUCAUGUGAGACUUGCUACUCUAAAUACGGAUCUGUGUCAUUAAAGGCAAAAUUUUGUCAUGAAAUGGCUUUGAGAAUAAUCCUCCAGUCGGUUGAAUCCGCAGCAAAUCGAUAUUCACGUUACAUUCAACCACUUAUCUCAGUGAGUGCUGACUUCUACGUGAGAGUAUUUGUCAAAGUGUUCACAGGCCAAGUGAAAGUGAAGCAGUCCGUUACAAAAUUAGCUUAUGUUUAUCACUGCACAGGAUGUGGAUCACAUGUUCUGCAAAAACUUGCAAACAAGACCCCAACCAAGGGAGACAACUACAAGUUCACACCAGCAGUGGCACCAUCUGCACAACCAGUAUGUAAUCAUUGCGGAUUUAAACAACACAUCGGUGGCCCAAUAUGGGCAGACCCCAUGCAUGAUAGAGACUUUCUUACAAAAGUACUACAGAGAGUAUCAUCCAAUCAAGACCUGUUUAAUACGUCGGAGAGGAUUCUGGGAAUGCUGAGUAUGAUGUCAGAGGAGGUGGAAGAUGUGCCGCUGUACUACACACUAGACGAGGUCUGCAAUGUUCUUCACUGUACUGCUCCCAGUAUAGUUCAGUUCAGGUCUGCUGUGCUGAAUGCUGGUUAUCGAGCAUCACUAACCCACUGUGCCAAGAACGCCCACAAGACUGAUGCACCUGGGGAGGUGGUAUGGGACAUUAUGCGGGCUUGGGUGAAGGAUCACCCAGUGAAGGCAAGUCGGCUGCAACGUGGGACCCCAGCCAAGGCCAUCCUGGACAAGGAGCCUGUGACAGAAGUAUCGUUCAGCCUUCACCCAGACGCCAACCCCCAGUCUCGCCAGAAGGGGCUGCUACGAUGGCAGAUGAACCCUGAGCCAGACUGGGGGCCCAAGCCCCGGGCCAAGAAGUCCAACACAGAGGAGAGUCUCAGUGAGAAGAGAGACAGAUGUAGAGGCAAGAGGAAGGACAGAGAGGGGAACAAAAGCUUCCUGAAGCAGUACCCAUGUAAGAAGUACAAGACUGGGGAGUGUGACCUCGGGGACGGCUGUGUCUACAACCAUGACAUGGAGCAGGAGCAGGAGCAGGCACAGUGAUGUACAAACAGUGAAGCUCACCAUCUCUCUGUGGGCUUGUUUUGGGUAGAAGAUAUACUGGUCAACAUCAGCUCUUUGUAUACAUAAGAAGGAAGGUCAUUGUGACCUCUUCUGUGUAUGACAAUAGUUACCAUGGUUACACUGCUCUUUGUAACAAAACUGUAAAUAUGUGAAUAUAGCACUUUUAAUAAAAACCUGAUCUUGUG